Messenger RNA from Parastagonospora nodorum SN15, 1199 nucleotides. RefSeq lists its product as hypothetical. The record is from RefSeq and is a predicted model, not a curated record. NCBI's taxonomy places the organism in Eukaryota, Fungi, Ascomycota, Dothideomycetes, Pleosporales, Phaeosphaeriaceae. The transcript has a single exon. The coding region runs from base 50 to 1150 and encodes 366 amino acids. Gene Ontology annotation, cellular component: outer membrane.
CUUACAGUACACAGGAUUCCCAACAUAGGCCUAUCUGCAACUUGACAUCAUGUCUAACUAUGAUAACUACCAGCAGCAGAACCAAUAUCCGCCCAGUGGUGGCCAGGCUCACCAGAAUGGCGGAGGCUACGGUCAAUCUCAAGGUUACCAGCAAGACCAUCGCGGCGAAGCAGGGUCGUACUAUGGAGCCGGGCAGCAGCAAGGCUACAGCCAACAUCAGGACUCACUUCACCAAGGAAAUGGGCAAGCACAACAGAAUCUCGGAGACUCAGGGUACGGGCAGUCCCCGCCACAAUACCAGCAGUAUCCCUCCGCCGCCGCCCAUUCCUCCAACUCCGGCCGCAACUCCCACAACCAAGGCCACCAGAACCAGUACAACGGCGAGGGCAAUCCCGAAGGUGAUCGAGGCAUCAUGGGCGGUCUAGCCGGCGGUGCAGCAGGCGCCUUUGGCGGCCACGCCCUCGGAGGCAAAGCAGGCCACGGGACGUCCGGAACCAUCAUCGGCGCCCUCGCAGGCGCCUACACGGGACACAAAGCCCAAGACGCCGCAUCCGACUGGAAAGACAAACGCGACGAGAAAAAAGACCAAGAAAAGCAGCAACAACAACACCAUGCGAAUCCUCCCGCACAAGAUCAGCGCCAACACACCGACUUCGGCGCCAACUUCAGUGCGUCCUCACGAGACAUCCGCCUCGAUUCCCAUGGCGAGUUUAACUUGCACGCCCAAUGCCGCCGCGCUGACGGCUCCUACCAAGCAAGCACCAUCAGCCUCAACAGCAUCUUAGAAAACGACGGCGGCAGUUUCCGCUGGUCCGGGGGCCAGAGCAACGGCGCGUCCACAUACACUGUUCAACAAGGGGAUACACUCCGCGCCAUCGCUGCGCGCUUCGCCCACUGCUCGUUUGAAGACCUGGCUCGCCAUAACAAUAUUAGUAACCCGGAUAUGAUCUACCCUGGCCAGAAUCUGCAGGUACCGGGGGGAGGCAGCCGUGGGGGAGGGAAUUUCGGAGCGUCGGCGAGGAAUUUAAGGCUUGUUGAUGGGGGGCAGCGGCUUGAGGGCGAGUUGCUGAGGGAUGGGCAGUGGCAUGUGCGCUCGAUUGUGCUGGAUGAGCGGAUCGCGAAUAGGAAUGGGUGUUUGGAGUUUGUGUAGAUAUUUAUGCUGCUAGGUCUUUGUAGUGAAUAGGACAUCGUACAACAAA